GAGCGCCGGCCUCCCUCUCCCUACCACCACGCCCGUCGAAUGUUACCGACCACAACUCGCCUCCAUCUGCAGCGACUCCUCCUCCCUGCUCUCUCCGCCGCAUUGCAGCAUGUGCCCUUCUUUCGCAGCGACCCCCACGGCACUCACCAGCUCGCCAAGCGCGACAGCCUCUCUACUGGCCAGAAGGCCGCCUAUGGCGUUCUCAUCCCCGUGCUCGUCAUCUUGUCUGGCAUAUUUGCCGGGCUAACCCUCGGCUACAUGUCGCUCGACGAGACCCAGCUGAACGUGCUUAGUAUCAGUGGCACUGCAAAGCAGAAGGAGUAUGCCAACAGGAUCAAGCCGAUCCGCAAGAACGGGCACCUGCUCCUCGUCACGCUCCUCCUCGCGAACAUGAUCACGAACGAGACCCUGCCUGUUAUUGCGGACCCCGUCCUCGGCGGUGGCGUCCAGGCCGUCGUCGUCAGUACCGCGCUCGUCGUGAUCUUCUCUGAGAUUAUCCCGCAGUCGCUGUGUACGCGUUACGGAUUGUUCUUUGGCGCCAAAAUGGCGGGCGUAGUGCAGAUAUUGAUCUAUGCCUUUGCCAUCGUCGCUUGGCCCGUCGCGAAGCUCCUCGAGUUCGCGCUCGGCCCCCACCAUGGUAUUAUCUACCGGCGCGCGGAGCUGAAGGAGCUCAUCGCAAUGCACUCUGAUGUGGGUGAGCUCGGCGGAGACCUAAGGAAGGACACCGUCACGAUUAUCGGAGGCGCGCUCGAUCUGCAGGAAAAGGUCGUAAAGCAGGCAAUGACGUCGAUUGAGAAUGUGUUCAUGCUAAGCAUCGACGCGAAGCUUGACUACGAGACGCUGCGGAAGAUCUGCCAGACGGGCCACUCGCGUGUGCCGGUGUAUGAGGAGGUAGACAUCCCCGCCCCGACGGCGGUCGCCGGGACGCCUGUUGUGAGAGAGGCGGGCAAGGCGGGCGCCAAGGACCCCGCUGAGGCUCUGACGAGCGCGGGGGGCGCCUCGCCGAGCGCGAAGACGAUCAAGGCAAAGAAGAUCAUUGGGAUCUUGCUGGUGAAGCAGUGUGUGUUGCUAGAUCCCGCGGAUGCCACGCCCGUGCGCAAGAUCCCGCUGAACAAGGUGCCGAUCGUGCCGCACAACGAGCCGCUGCUCGGGCUCCUCGACAAGUUCCAGGAGGGCCGCUCCCACAUCGCGAUCGUGUCGCGCUUCAGUGUCGAGCGCGCGCAGAGCGUCAAGAAGGCCGUCAAGCAGGGCCUCACGCAGCGCCUGCGGUCCGCGAUCCGCGACACGGACAGCGAGGACGAGUCCAGCAGCGAUGAUGAGGCCGCGGCGCCGCCUAAGCGCUGGAACUUGCGCCGCAAGAAGAGCGAUGAGAGCAAGAGCAGUAGCACCGGCAGCGCAAAUGCUACGACUCUUCGCGAGUCCAGCCACGGUGACGGCAGCGAGGAGGAGGCACAAGGCCGCGAAACCGGAGGACGUCGACUUGGAAUGGGUGCCGUGAGUACCUCAGAUGGCAAGGACGAGAAGAAGGAGGACAGCAAGAGCAAGAGCAGGCUGCCGGGCUUGUCUGUUCCGCCGGGCCGCGGCUUCUGGGGUCGGGAACAAGAUAUGCCCGCUGAUGCUGUGCUGUCGACUGAGAAUGCGGAAGAGUUCUUGCAGAGCGUGGACCCGGCGGUCAUGCCCUUCGGCAUCAUCACACUCGAAGAUGUCCUUGAAGAGCUGAUUGGUGAGGAGAUUUACGACGAGUUUGAUCCUCAGGGACAUCCGGAGUUGGCCUACGCCGGCGAGUCCAAGCCCAAGGCGCAGAAGCUCAAGAUGCCGGGAGGCGCGGUGAUUCGUCGCAGGCGCUCUGCUCCUCAGCUAGUAGCUUCUGCGGACGCUGACAAGCGCGUUCCCGGCCAACCUUACAAGUUUCCGCCGCCGUCCAUCGUGAAACCGUCGGCGUUGCGCGGCCUGAACCCGCUGAACUUGAUGGCCCUCGGGAAGAUAUCCCGCUCUCGGAGUGCCCCACCGACACCUAGAGACAAGACCGCUGCUCGUCCCAAGGACGGAGACAGCACGCCUGCUCCGGUCCCGGAGGGCGAGGUUGUCGAGUCUCCUGAACCCACGCGCGGACAGUAUUGCUGUUCCUGCGGCCGUGCCGGAGAUCGUCCACCUCGAGUCUCGCGCGCGCUCUCGGCUUUCCCCACCAGCUCUCCCCGUCUUGGACCGUCGGGGUCUACCAGUCUCGCGCCUCCCUUGCUCGCCGCGUCGAGCAAGCCGGCCUCGCGGAGCACCGUCUGCGGCGCUGGGUCGAUGACUGCGCCCAAGGGCCUCAGGUUCAAGAGCAGUCCGCUGACGGGCGAGCGCACGGGCCUCAUCGUCGCGGAGCACAUCAAGCGAGAACGGAGCAUGGGCGAGGAGGUCGAAUCAAUACCAGGGCCUGAGAAGGACAAGGAAGGACCGGAUAUAGAGGGCCCGGACGCGGGUAGUGACGAGUGACGGGGUGCGCACGAGCUCGGCGUGGUCUUGUGGAUGGAUUAAUGUGUUUCUUGUACAUGAGUUAUGUCGCAUGAUUGAGGAUUGGCCUUUACCCUUCCAUGACAACUAGACGUUCUGCGCUUUGCAUUGAAGUUCCGGUUAUGUUGUGUCUUAUACUCUGGUGGCGAUGUGUACGAUGUAUACCUGUAGUAGAGUGCUCGUGUCGGAGUCGAAGUCGACAGAACUGCUGUAAUUCUUCUGGACUGCACGUAUCAUGCAACCGAUCUCACGGACCACCGGGUCCUGCAAGCCCGCAUUUG
Messenger RNA from Fomitopsis serialis, 2777 nucleotides. RefSeq lists its product as uncharacterized. NCBI's taxonomy places the organism in Eukaryota, Fungi, Basidiomycota, Agaricomycetes, Polyporales, Fomitopsidaceae. The transcript is spliced from 9 exons. Bases 40 to 2478 code for a protein of 812 amino acids. The record is from RefSeq and is a predicted model, not a curated record. Gene Ontology annotation, cellular component: intracellular membrane-bounded organelle. Gene Ontology annotation, biological process: magnesium ion homeostasis.